This is a messenger RNA of Pelodiscus sinensis (Chinese soft-shelled turtle), 3357 nucleotides long. RefSeq names its product MAF bZIP transcription factor B (gene MAFB). Gene Ontology annotation, cellular component: nucleus. The record is from RefSeq and is a predicted model, not a curated record. Gene Ontology annotation, biological process: regulation of transcription by RNA polymerase II; regulation of myeloid cell differentiation. Gene Ontology annotation, molecular function: RNA polymerase II cis-regulatory region sequence-specific DNA binding; DNA-binding transcription factor activity, RNA polymerase II-specific. Lineage: Eukaryota; Metazoa; Chordata; Testudines; Trionychidae.
ACAGCUGCACCACAGGAGCGGGAGGCGGCAGCUAAAGCAGAGACAAGAUCCCCCCCCCACCUCCCCCGCCCCUUCCUUGCGAGAGAGGAGAACAAAAAACUCAACCCACCGCCCCAGCCCGGCCAGCCUCCACCGACAGCGCCCGCCUGGAAAGUUGCAGCGGGCUCCGGCUCCGCUCCUGCCGGGCACGGGACAGGAGGCGCAGGACUUACAAAGCGAGCCCAGCCGGGCACAGAAUCGCUCCUGCUUUUUCCUUGCGGAAGAGGCCAGCGACAAGCCCGGCGCUGCGCUGGGGUAGGGGGCUCCGGCGGCUGCCUUCCGUCCUCCUCGCCCGGGGGCGUUUCUUAGCCGGGGGGAGCCCCGGCAGCCUGCCUCGCAUUGCAGGCGCCGCUCCGCCGCGCCUCGCGGCCCGGCUGCCUCCGCCUCCUCUGUUCGCUUGGCUCGGCUGCCCUCCGCGAGCCGGCAGCGGCAGAGUUGCCCUGGACUCCGCGGGAGAGCCAGACGGUGCCCUGGAGUGAGCCAUGGCCGGCGAGCUGAGCAUCGGACCCGAACUGCCCACCAGCCCCCUGGCCAUGGAGUACGUCAACGACUUCGACCUGAUGAAAUUCGACGUGAAGAAGGAGCCCCUGGGCAGAGCCGACCGGCCCGGCCGCCACUGCACCCGCCUGCAGCCAGCCGGCUCCGUCUCCUCCCCCCCCAUCAGCACGCCCUGCAGCUCCGUGCCCUCCUCGCCCAGCUUCAGCCCCACCGAGCAGAAGACCCACCUGGAGGACCUGUACUGGAUGGCCAACAACUACCAGCAGAUGAACCCCGAGGCGCUCAACCUCACCCCGGAGGACGCGGUGGAAGCCCUCAUCGGGUCCCACCAAAUGCCCCAGCAGCUGCAAAGCUUCGAGAGCUUCCGGGCCCACCACCACCACCACCAUCAGCACCACCACCAGUACCCGGGCGUCACUCACGAAGACUUGGCCCCCAACGGCCACCCGCACCACCAUCACCACCACCACCACCAUCACCAGGCGUCCCCCACGCCCUCGACCUCCUCCACCUCCUCCCAGCAGCUGCCGAACGCCCACCAGCAGCACCCUGCCUCCAACAGCGUGGAGGACAGGUUCUCGGACGAACAGCUGGUUUCCAUGUCGGUGCGGGAGCUCAACAGACACCUGAGGGGCUUCACCAAGGACGAGGUGAUCCGCCUCAAGCAGAAGAGGCGGACGUUGAAGAACAGAGGCUAUGCCCAGUCCUGCAGGUAUAAGCGAGUCCAGCAGAAGCACCACCUGGAGAACGAGAAGACCCAGCUGAUCCAGCAGGUGGAACAGCUCAAGCAAGAGGUGACCCGGCUGGCCAGAGAAAGAGAUGCCUACAAGCUCAAGUGUGAGAAACUUGCCAGCACUGGCUUCAGGGAGGCUGGAUCCACCAGCGACAACCCAUCUUCUCCCGAGUUCUUCAUGUGAGUCCUUUAAAAACACAACACUCCCCGGUCUUCCCCCACCCUUCCACCUCCCCGCUUCUCCUAUCCUCCUCUGACAUCUCCAUCCAUCUGCCUGCUUGAAUAGCGAGAAAGAAGGGAGAGGAAGAAGAGAGACUUAAUAUUUGCAGCGUUCUGACUUAUAGAUUAGCUGUGAAAAGUAGGCUGGGGGCAGGUGGGAGCGAGAAAGUGAAACUUUUGUAUCUUUAGCUUGCCAGCUAAAGAAAGAAACAGAAGAAAGGAAGGACAUGUAACGCGUUUUUAUAGAUCGCUUGCUUUCAGAACUCUCUGGGCUCGAUUUUUUUUUAAAGGACAAUGAACAAGCGAUCUAUAACAUAUUGCCUGCUUGGGAGUAAAGGGAAGAAGACACAUGCAGCAGCAUCUCAUGCACAAUUUACCUGCUUGAAAAGGAGAAUAAAUCAAGGACAAUAUAUGCAAACCCUCCAUAUAUUGCCUGCUUUGAGAAAUAGUUACGGGACUCAGAUGGGACAUUGAGUACAAGACAAGAAAAAAACAUCAGUUUUAUUGCCUGCUUGAUUAUAUAGAAAAAUACGAAAAUCUGCAUUAAAAAUAUUAAUCCUGCAUGCUGGACAUGUAUGGUAAUAAUUUCUAUUUUGUACCAUUUUCUUGUUUAACUUUAGCAUGUUGAUCAUCGAUCAUAGCUUUGUUUCAUUGAUAAAAAAAAGCAUCACAAGUUAUCAAAACUUUUUACGGCUUGUGCAGUUUUGUUGGGGUUUUUGUUUGUUUUUUUGUUAUAGUAGUUAGCUUGUAAAUAUCUGCCACAUCAAACAUCACAGGAAGGCAAAAUAACAUUUCAUCAGGCUGGGUAUAUGGUUUCUUAUUAAAGUAAGGAGAUAAAAAAACGUUAUGGGCAUUUUGCAUUUGCAUUCAGAAAACAACUUUGUAUAUUUGGUGCACUUUUAAGUUGUAUUUUUUUUCUUUGGUUUUCAUUUUGGUUUUUGUUUGUUGGGGCAGAAUAAAAGCAACUCCAUUGCAUUGACAAACCUAAACUUAAUAAUAGUGAGAGAGGCCAGCAGCCUAGACGCUAUAUCUUACUGCACAAUAUAAGUGACAGUGAACCCAUUAUUUUGUCUUCAGGGCAGUUAUCAGUUAGUAGUGCUCUUAGGUUUGGCCAUAUUUUCCUCUGAUUUAUUAUACACUCAGGAAACAAAGACUUUACAAUAUAUUUUCUUUUAAGAAAGACUUGAUUCUUGAUUUCCAGAACACAGGAUGUCCUAAGUCAGAUGCAAUCGCUGUAGGUAGCGCAGUACACACAACACCAACAACAUGUAUCAGUUCCUGUUCUGAUUUAAGUUAGGUUUAUCAAUGGCAACAAAGGAUGAAAGGGCUUGGAAUGUAUAGAAAACAAACGUUUUGAAAGAGACAUACUGCAACUUAAGUGUAUUAUUUUGCAAUGAUCUGUAGUCUGCUUCUCUGCUUCCCCAUGCAGCAAAAGUUCUAGCCAAAUUUCUUUGCAGUUGUAUAGUAGUAGUUUGGAGUGUUAUGGGUGUUAUUACUUCUUUUCCUCCUGCAGGUCAGAAAAAGGAUUUUACGUUGCACUGACAAAAAUACCAAAAUGAAAACUUAUUUUAGUUUCCUUUUAGGAUUGCUGGCACUGCUGGCCGGAUGCAUUUUAAGUUUGUAUUAGUUUAUAAAUUAACAGUAAUAACAAGAUUGUAAUGAACAGCAUGGUGCUUGCAGUUUUAAAUAUUGUGGAUAUUAGUCAUGCAUCAGAAAACGAUCUUUGGUUUUUACUGAUUCAACUGUGUUGAAAUCAAAACAUUGCAGCAGCGAAAAAAAAUUGUUUUUAUUUCAUGUAAAGUUCUGAAGGGAUCAAUUUGAAAUCCUGCUUAUGAUAUGAAAAAUAUUAAAAAACCUGGUCUAUUGUA